CUCCCGUGCCGAGCGUCCGGGAGAGAGACCCAGCUGCAGGCAGAGGAGAUCUCCCUGACGCUGGGGGCUGCCAUCCAAGCCACGGAGAGGAAAGUGGACGCUCAUGCCAUCCGGCUGUUGAAUCUGGAAGGGAGAAUGGGGACGGCCGAGAAAAAGCUGAUAGGGUGUGAGAGGACCGUGGUGGAGUUUGGGAACCAGCUGGAGAGCAAAUGGGCCGUGCUGGGGACGUUGAUCCAGGAGAAUCAUCUGCUGCAGCGGCGCCUGGAGAACAUGGAGAACCUGCUGAAGAACAGGAACUUCUGGAUCCUGAGGCUGCCCCCGGGCACUAAGGGUGAGGUGCCCCAGGUGCCGGUGACGUUCGACGACGUCUCCGUGUAUUUCAACGAGCAGGAGUGGGGGCGCUUAGAGGAGUGGCAGAAGGAGCUGUACAAGAACGUGAUGAAGGGGAAUUACGAGACCCUGCUCUCGCUGGAUUACGCCCUAUCCAAGCCUGACCUCUUAGCCCGCAUUGAACAGGGGGAGGAGCCGUGUGUCCCGGAUCGGCAG
This is a messenger RNA of Pelodiscus sinensis (Chinese soft-shelled turtle), 546 nucleotides long. NCBI's taxonomy places the organism in Eukaryota, Metazoa, Chordata, Testudines, Trionychidae. The record is from RefSeq and is a predicted model, not a curated record.